Messenger RNA from Colletotrichum gloeosporioides, 549 nucleotides. RefSeq lists its product as uncharacterized. The transcript has a single exon. NCBI's taxonomy places the organism in Eukaryota, Fungi, Ascomycota, Sordariomycetes, Glomerellales, Glomerellaceae. The record is from RefSeq and is a predicted model, not a curated record. Bases 1 to 549 code for a protein of 182 amino acids.
AUGAUCACAUCAUCGACAUCUCAGUCGAAGUUCGAACCAACCUCGCAAGAUGCCGACGGUAUGGAGGCGGAGGUGACUAGAGCCAGCGUCAACCAACAACAGCAAAUUCUCCCCGGUGAGGACCACUGCCAACACCACCCCACGGAAAGCACGUCACCGGCCCCUGAAAACACGACACCCAACCCUCAGGCAGAAAGCUCCAGCACCAACAACUCUUCCGAUUCUAGCCAGCCUCAUUCCCAUAAUCAUCUGGCUUUGCCGCCGCUUCCCGAGGCUCGGUCCAACGCUGAUUCCAUCACCCUUGACUUGGGGGGUCAAGUAGGAGGCGGCGCAUCGACCAAGCUGGACCACCUCGGUCCCCUUGUGGUUCACCAGGACGGUACGAUGUCGCGAAUAAAGAACUGGGGUGAGAUGACUCAGAUCGAGAGGGAGAGCACGAUGAGGAUCCUUGGCCGGCGGAAUCAGACUCGCCUGGCCAGUCUUAGGGACAGCGUCGACAGCGACAGGAAGGAAAGGCCGAGAGCAGCAGCGAGAGACGAUGAUAAUUGA